AUGGAGUAUCAAAUCCUCUCAUCUCCAACCCUUAUAGCCUUGUUGGUUUUUGUGGCGACAGUGGUGAUAAAAUUAUGGAAGAGACCCACAAUAGCUAACAACAAUCCUCCACCAGGACCUUGGAAGUUGCCUCUGAUAGGCAACCUUCAUAAUUUGUUUGGCCGUGAUCAGCCACACCACCGCCUCCGAGAUUUGGCCGGAAAGUAUGGAGCCGUAAUGGGUUUUCAGCUUGGACAGGUUCCCACUGUUGUAAUAUCCUCGGCAGAAAUAGCCAAACAAGUCUUAAAAACCCAUGAGUUCCAAUUCAUCGACAGACCCUCUCUCUUGGCUGCCGAUAUCGUGCUUUAUAAUCGUUCUGACAUUAUAUUUGCCCCUUACGGAGACUACUGGAGACAAAUCAAGAAAAUUGCCAUACUCGAGCUGCUUAGUUCAAAGCGCGUGCAGUCAUUCAAAUCAGUGAGAGAAGAGGAGGUCUCCAGUUUCUUCAAGUUCUUAUAUUCAAAAGCUGGAUCGCCUGUCAAUCUUAGUCGGACUCUCUUGUCUUUAACUAAUGGGAUCAUAGCCAAAACUUCCAUAGGUAAGAAAUGCAAAAGACAGGAAGAAAUCAUUGCAGUUAUAACGGAUGCCAUUAAAGCAACAGGAGGUUUCAGCGUCGCCGAUGUUUUUCCCUCCUUUAAAUUUCUUCACAUUAUUACCGGCAUCAGCUCUACUAUCCGCAGGAUUCAUCGAGAGGCAGAUACGAUUCUUGAAGAAAUUAUGGACGAACACAAAGCCAACAACGAAUCAAAGAAUGAACCCGAUAACAUUCUGGAUGUUCUUUUGGAUAUUCAACAGCGAGGAAACCUUGAAUUCCCCCUCACCGCUGACAACAUCAAAGCUAUCAUUCUGGAAAUGUUUGGAGCUGCGAGUGACACAUCUUCCGUGACCAUUGAAUGGGCAAUGUCUGAAAUGAUGAAGAACCCAUGGACGAUGAAAAAAGCUCAAGAAGAAGUAAGGGAGGUAUUUAAUGGAACAGGUGACGUCAGCGAAGCAAGCCUUCAAGAAUUACAAUAUUUGAAGUUAGUUAUCAAAGAAACUCUAAGAUUGCAUCCUCCGCUCACCUUAAUCCCUAGAGAAUGCAAUCAGAAAUGUCAGAUUAAUGAAUAUGAUAUUUAUCCAAAAACCAGAGUCCUUGUCAAUGCAUGGGCCAUCGGAAGAGAUCCUAACUGGUGGACUGAUCCUGAAAGAUUUGAUCCAGAGAGAUUUCGUUGCGGUUCAGUUGAUUUCAAAGGCACUGACUUUGAGUUCAUCCCUUUUGGUGCUGGUAAAAGAAUGUGUCCCGGCAUAACCAUGGCUAUGGCUAACAUUGAACUUAUACUUGCACAACUACUGUACCAUUUUAACUGGGAACUUCCUGGAAAAGCUAAACCAGAAACUCUCGACAUGUCUGAGAGUUUCGGUCUUGCAGUUAAAAGAAAAGUCGAGCUUAACUUGAUUCCGACCGCGUUUAAUCCUUAG
Jatropha curcas is the source of this 1497-nucleotide messenger RNA. RefSeq names its product cytochrome P450 71D8-like (gene CYP726A26). Gene Ontology annotation, molecular function: oxidoreductase activity, acting on paired donors, with incorporation or reduction of molecular oxygen; heme binding; iron ion binding. Lineage: Eukaryota; Viridiplantae; Streptophyta; Magnoliopsida; Malpighiales; Euphorbiaceae. The record is from RefSeq and is marked predicted.